AUGACACGAAACUAUCUCACCACGAUAUUUGCUCUUCUGCCGCUGGUCGCUUCGCAGCAAAUUGGACUCCCAGACCUCCACCCAAAACUAGAAACAUGGAAAUGCACAACUACACACGGCUGCACCAAACACCAAACAUCAAUUGUUCUAGAUGCACUCUCCCACCCACUCCACGAGAUAGGAAACCAAAGUGCCUCAUGUGGAGAUUGGUCAAACGGCCUAAACACCGAUCUCUGCGCAACACAAGAGACAUGCGCCGAGAACUGCAUCCUCGACGGAGUCAACUACGCAGCGCAUGGUGUAGCAACCAAAGGCGAUACUCUAACUCUCCAUCAAUACAUGAAAGUCGACGGGACAUUUUCAUCCGUCUCUCCACGAGUAUACCUUCUCAAUGAAGACGGAAAGAACUACGACAUGCUCCAACUCCUCAACCAAGAAAUCAGCUUUGACGUGGACGUCUCAACUCUGGUCUGUGGCAUGAACGGGGCGCUUUAUCUCGCCGAGAUGUUAGAGUCCGGUGGAAGAAACAAGCUCAACCCCGCUGGAGCGCAGUACGGGACUGGAUACUGUGAUGCACAGUGCCCAGUUCUUCCGUGGGUGAAUGGCUUGGCGAAUGUUGAGUCUUCGGGCGCUUGCUGUAAUGAGAUGGAUCUUUGGGAAGCGAAUGCUGUUGCCACUGGGUAUACACCACACGCGUGCAAUAUCACGCAGGUGUAUGAAUGCUCUGGUGAUCUCUGUGGUAGCGGUGGUGUUUGUGAUAAGUCGGGCUGUGGGUAUAAUCCCUAUGCUCUGGGUGAUCAUGAUUACUAUGGGUACCGGGGGAUUGUUGAUACGAACAAGCCGUUCACUGUUGUGACGCAGUUUGUGACUGAUGACAAUACCGCAAAAGGGGCGUUGAAGGAGAUUCGUCGAUUGUACGUGCAGAAGGGGAUGGUGAUUCAGAAUGCCGUGGCAGAAGUGUCCGGAAGCAAUGUUGAUUCUAUCACUGAGGAGUACUGUUCGAACUCUGCCAGCUACUUUGAGCAAAUGGGAGGGUUGAAGCAAAUGGGCAAGGCUCUCGGUCGAGGAAUGGUCCUGAUUUUCAGUAUUUGGAAUGACUCUGGUGCUUUCAUGAACUGGCUUGAUAGCGGUAAUGCUGGGCCUUGCAAUAGCACUGAAGGGAAUCCGGAGCUGAUUCUUGCGCAGCAUCCGGAGACAUCUGUUACUUUUUCCAAUAUCAGAUGGGGAGAUAUUGGUUCUACGUUCAAGUGA
Messenger RNA from Penicillium arizonense, 1251 nucleotides. Its product is annotated as glycoside hydrolase family 7 protein. Gene Ontology annotation, molecular function: hydrolase activity, hydrolyzing O-glycosyl compounds. The record is from RefSeq and is a predicted model, not a curated record. The coding region runs from base 1 to 1251 and encodes 416 amino acids. Lineage: Eukaryota; Fungi; Ascomycota; Eurotiomycetes; Eurotiales; Aspergillaceae. The transcript has a single exon. Gene Ontology annotation, biological process: carbohydrate metabolic process.